UUUGGAGCUACUGGAUUUACAGGAAAAUAUGCUGUAAAAAUAGCAGUACAAUUAGCUGUAGAAAAACAAAUGAAAUUUGGAGUGUCUGGACGCAGAAAGCAAGCUUUAGAAGCAAUUGUUAAAGAAUUUGCUUCUAAUAUUGAUGAUGUGCCUAUAUUUAUUGCUGAUUUGAAAGAUGAAGAAUCACUGAAAAAAAUGACAUCACAUGCAAAAGUCCUUAUUAAUUGUUGUGGCCCAUAUAGAUUUUAUGGAGAACCUAUUAUUAAAGCAUGUAUUGCCACACAUACUCAUCAAAUUGAUGUCAGUGGAGAACCCCAGUAUAUAGAAUAUAUUCAAUUAAAAUAUAAUAAAGCUGCAGAAGAAGCUGGUAUCUAUAUUAUAAGUGCAUGUGGAUUUGAUAGUAUACCAUGUGAUCUUGGUAUAAUUUUUACGCAACAAAAAUUUGAUGGUGAAGUCAAUUCUAUUGAAACUUAUUUAAAUUUAUGGUCAACCUCAAAAAUCAGUGGUGCUACUUUAAAUUAUGGAACAUAUGAAUCAGCUAUUUAUGGUAUAGCACAUUCUCAUGAAUUACGCGAAUUGCGCACUAAACUUUAUCCUGAAAAGUUACCUGAAUUAUGGCCAAAACUUAAAACAAGGGGUUUCAUUCAUAAAUCUUCUCUAUCAGAAGGAUGGUCUAUGAUAUUUCCAGGAGCUGAUCGUUCUGUAACUUUGCGUACUCAACGAUUUUUAUAUGAAAAAUAUAAACAACGACCAGCGCAAGUUCAAACUUAUUUCACACUUAAUUCUCUUUUUGCAGUAUUAACAACUACUAUUUUUGGUUUCAUAUUUUUAAUGUUAUCUAAAUACGAAUUUGGUCGUAAUUUGUUAUUGAAGUAUCCUACAUUUUUCUCUGGUGGAUAUGUAGGCUAUGAAAUGGCUAAACCAGAAGACCUUGAUAAAAUUAAGUUCUCCAUUACAUUUAAGGCAGAAGGAUGGACUGAAAAAUUAGUUGAACCUACUGAUAAGCAUAAAGAUCCACCAAACAAGGUAUUAAUUACCAAAGUCAGUGGAACUAAUCCUGGAUAUGGUGCUACAUGCACUAUGUUAUUGCUUUCUGCUAUAACAAUUCUCAAAGAAUCAGAUAAAAUACCUGUAAAUGGAGGAGUUUUAUCCCCUGGUGCUGCUUUUGGUAAAACAUCAUUAAUCGAAGAAUUAAUUAAAAAGGACAUAAAAUUCGAGGUUAUUUCUUCUAUUGAAAAAUUCUUUGGAAAGCAAAAGGACAAAAUAAGAUUAAUAACUGAAAAUAGAAAUUUUUCAACGACGUUCCACCUUUACUGCAUUGAUACUCCAAAAAGUUCCGAGGUGCACGUGAACCUACCGAUUGAAUCUGCUUCCCCAAUCAUGAACGGAAUUUCCAACCAAUGUACUAAAAUUAAGGAUCUAAAUAUAUAUGAUGACGAAGACAAACACACAAUGAUGAUAAAAAAACCGGGACCAUUAAGAACUGUUUCCUGGUCAGAGAACGUCGAGGAAAGUAACUUGGAUGUGCCAGGAACUCCUAGAACUCCGCGAACUUCCACAACGCCAGGUCACGAAAAAUGCACGUUUCACCACGAUUUGGAGCUAGAUCAUAGGCCACCCACGCGCGAAGCCCUUCUUCCGGAAAUGUCACGGAGUUACAAGUUACUUUUGAGCUCGCUUGGCGAGGACCCGAAUCGACCAGGUCUUUUGAAAACUCCGGAACGUGCCGCGAAAGCUAUGCUGUUUUUCACGAAGGGUUAUGAUCAAUGUAUCGAUGACAUUAUAAAUGAUGCAGUUUUCGAUGAAGAUCACGAUGAGAUGGUUGUAGUGAAGGACAUCGAGAUGUUCUCCAUGUGUGAACAUCAUUUAGUACCUUUCUAUGGGAAGGUGUCGAUCGGUUAUCUUCCUUGUAAAAAGAUCCUUGGUCUCAGUAAAUUAGCCAGGAUUGUAGAGAUCUUCAGCAGACGUCUUCAAGUGCAAGAACGUCUUACCAAACAAAUCGCGGUAGCGGUAACGAAAGCAGUGCAACCAGCAGGAGUGGCUGUAGUCGUCGAAGGAGUGCAUAUGUGUAUGGUGAUGAGAGGAGUGCAGAAAAUAAAUAGCAAGACAGUUACAUCAACGAUGCUUGGCGUAUUCCGGGAUGAUCCCAAGACUCGCGAGGAAUUCCUUAAUCUGGUUCAUAAUAAGUAAAUUUCUUUCUUCGAAGUAUGAUUUUUUAUUAUUGGCCAAGGGACCACUGUAUUUAAAAUGGCCCCCAAUACUUUUCUUCUUUUAACAUUUUUUUCAUACUGCUACCUCACUAGAAGGCGUCGAAAAACAGAUUGAUUUGAUGACGUGCUUUCUUGUAACAUUCCUUUUACUUUUUUAAGGAAUAUUUUGUACACAUAACAUUUUAAAAUAAUAUUUUUUUAUUUUAAUUACUUUUUCAUGUAAGGAUAGUCAUAUCGAUGUAAUAAAAUUGAACAAUGUUGUCUAAGACGUUUUUCAAGACACUCUUAAACUGCUGAUCGAAUGACACAAAGACAAUACGGUAAUUACAUAGGGAAAUUUUUCAUAAGUUUUACAAAUUAGUAUUUCUAUGUAAAGAAAAAUUUAUGAAUCAUUUCCCAAAAUGGUAUAUAUAUAUUUGAGAAAGUAUGUGAUAUUUUCGUUAUAUUAGAUAUCCAACAUUGCUAAUAAUAUAUAUAUAUUAAUAAUAUUAUUAUGCUGCUGGACCAGCUAUAAUUAUGUUUUUGAUUAUUGUUAUACUUUGCAAAUACUUUCAUAAUGUUAUUAAUAUAUACAGAAAAUGACUAAAUAGCAUUUAAAAACGUCUUUGGUAAAAUAAUUGCGCCGUUUAUGAAAAUAAACUUAAAAAAUUUCGAGACCGAGAUUUCUCGAUCGGUAUGAAUUGAACGAUUGCCAGAACACUUUCAACCAAUGGCCUCGUAAUUCGUGACAAUACAUAUUUUAGAUUCUAUACUAUGCGAUUCUGACUGAAAAGUGUUCGCAUCGCGAUAUAUCAUGCCAAACGAGAAACACAGAUAAGCCUAUUAUAUUUUAGAAAUAAUUUCUCAUGACGAAUAAACGAUAAAUCUUUUGAUUUCGUUAUCGUUUUCAGCUUGUAAAACGUUAACAGCCAUACGUUUUACAACACAAAAUGUUUUAAUAUUGAUUUUUUUCUAUUUUUUAAUUUUUUAUUGUAUACGAAUAUAAUUAUUUAGUUACAAAUGAAUGUUAUUUAAAAUAUUACAAUACAAAAUUAAUAUAUUAUUAUAUAUGUUCAUAAUUCUUUUUAAGAAUAUAUAAAAUAUUUUAUGAAAGAAAAUAGUAAUUUUGACAUAUUUUACUAUUCAAUGUGUAUCAGAAAAUGUUCAAAAAUU
Messenger RNA from Apis dorsata (giant honeybee), 3362 nucleotides. RefSeq names its product saccharopine dehydrogenase-like oxidoreductase (gene Pu). The transcript has 13 exons. Gene Ontology annotation, biological process: tetrahydrofolate biosynthetic process; glycolipid biosynthetic process. Lineage: Eukaryota; Metazoa; Arthropoda; Insecta; Hymenoptera; Apidae. The annotation marks the transcript as partial. Gene Ontology annotation, cellular component: lipid droplet; mitochondrion; plasma membrane. Gene Ontology annotation, molecular function: GTP cyclohydrolase I activity. The record is from RefSeq and is a predicted model, not a curated record.